AUGACCAAUAAAGUUGUUCAUGUUGAGGAGGAUGUUACUGAAAUGAUUGGCAUCGAGAAUUGCAAAAUGAUGUCAAUAAACAUGACAUUAUCAUUGAUAAUAUUAGUUGGGAUGCGAUUAUGCCUAGGAACAGGUCCGAAUACAUGGAUAGAUGUGUCGUUUCGCAUUAACAAGCUGAAUUUUAUUUGGUCUAAAGCCAUACAUCAUCUUAGUGACAAGGCAUUAAUCAAACGUUUGAAGGAUGAAUUGGACAACUUUGACUCGCUUUAUUUGUCUGCGAAAGCAGCGAGUAUAAAAAAUGAGAAAUUAGUUCUGGAAGAGGUGGAUAAUAAGCUUGUACAACUUCUUGAGAAGUAUGGUUUGGGAUCAGCAGUGACUGCUUAUAUGAAGAAAUACAAGUGGCGAGACGAAGAAGAAGAAAACAGUAUUCUUUCUUCAGAGAAAUUUAAAGAUCCAAAACUACAAAAACUUUGGCAUGCUGCGCAGAAUUCGCGUUUUUCUAAAAAUGAACAGAAAAUUGUUCAUAAGGAAUUGAGAGAUCAUGAACGAAAGAUGGCAUUGUAUGAGGAGAAAGUGCAGCUGUUCAACGAGCUCAAUGAUAAUACUUUAACUGAAAAUUCUUUCGAAAUGAGUGAUAAGUUGAAUCGUGAACUGAAAGUCCAUCAUAAUAACAUUAUAAAUUCGUAUGAUAAAUUGCAUCAAAAAAUUUUACAAGUAUCGCGGAAAGUAUUCAAUAAUGAAAAAGUGGAGAAUUUGUGGCAUUUGGCAACGCAGAAUCCGAACUUCACUAUGUCAGAAUUGGAAUCAAUACGAGUAGAACUGAACCAUUUUGAUAAACGUCUUGAGAAGAUGAAGUAUCACGAUGAAGAACUUAAGGCUGUGAAGAAAGAGCAGGAGAAAUUGGGCAAGCUUAAUGUAUUCGAUGAAGAUAUCAGUGGUUUAGAGGAAGAAAAUAAACGUUUGCUACGUAAACUUAGGAAAUUGGAAAAUUAUUUGGAAACAAAAAUUGUUCAUACAGAAUUGUAA
Brugia malayi is the source of this 1026-nucleotide messenger RNA. RefSeq lists its product as uncharacterized. Bases 1 to 1026 code for a protein of 341 amino acids. Gene Ontology annotation, biological process: regulation of receptor-mediated endocytosis. The record is from RefSeq and is a predicted model, not a curated record. Gene Ontology annotation, molecular function: heparin binding; receptor antagonist activity; low-density lipoprotein particle receptor binding. Gene Ontology annotation, cellular component: endoplasmic reticulum; endomembrane system. Lineage: Eukaryota; Metazoa; Nematoda; Chromadorea; Rhabditida; Onchocercidae. The transcript has 5 exons.